Molecule: messenger RNA, 1135 nt
Organism: Durio zibethinus
Lineage: Eukaryota; Viridiplantae; Streptophyta; Magnoliopsida; Malvales; Malvaceae
Product: Glutaredoxin family protein
Source: RefSeq, a predicted model, not a curated record
UCAAAUUCUCAUUCUUAGAAAAUUUUAAAAAACUCCAAUCAUAGAUCUUCAGUUUAUUUUCUUGGGGCAAUGGGUUGCGUUUCCUCAAAUUUGCUAAACCAGGACGACGAGUUCACUCAACUCGGUAGCUCAGCACUCGGUCACCACAUCGUUUCGCUCACUUCCACCACUUAUGGGCUGCUAACCCUUGACCCGCCGCCGCAAUCCACCACUACUCCACCUACCCCACCACCACCUUUCUCCCUUGGAUCCACCUUCAAUGAGUCUAAAUCGCUUUGGUCUGAACCUAGAUCCGUCCCCACCCGACCCGAGGUCAUUAACUCCUGGGAGCUCAUGUCUGGCCUCGACGUGGAUAGCUUCCGUUUCUCCCCUAUUAUCAACAAGGAAAAUCCGAACCCUAAUUUUAGCAAAAACGAUAGCGCUUCGAAACCGACUGUUUCGCGGUCUUCACUGCUGGAUAAAUUCCAAGCCAGCUUCCGCUUCCCAAACACCUUUCCUUCCGAAAAGGAAAACGCGGAUCCUAAUUUAAACAACAACUGCACCGUCCCGAAACCGCCUUUUUCGCGUUCCUCCCUGCUACAGAAAUUCAAUGAGGGGAACGAUGCCGUUUUAGAACCAUCACCGCUGGACAACUUCGAGCAAAUAUGUCCACCGAACGGGGAAAACAGAGUGGUAAUUUAUACGACGACGUUGAGGGGAAUCCGUAAGACAUUCGAAGACUGCAAUGCGGUUAGAUCGGCGAUUGAAAGUUACGGGCUUGUUAUUUGCGAACGGGACAUUUCGAUGGACCGAGGGUUCAAAGAAGAGUUAAGGGAAUUAAUGAAAGGGCAAGAUAAAGAGUCGAACCAAAUUACGCCUCCCCGAGUUUUUAUUAAGGGAAGGUACAUUGGGGGAGCAGAGGAACUGAUGACGAUCGUGGACGAAGGUUGGUUUGGGGAUUUAAUUAAGGGAUUGCCGAAGAAAAGAGCAGGGGAAGUUUGUGAUGGCUGUGGCGAUGUGAAAUUUUUGCCGUGUUUUCAGUGCAACGGGAGCUGUAAGAUGGCGGUGGUGGUGAAUGAGGAGGGGAGGACCGUGGUGGUCAGGUGUACGGAGUGUAAUGAGAAUGGUCUGGUGCAUUGCCCCAUUUGUAGCUGAA